AUGGCUGAUCGUUCGGCGAUGCGAGCUCGCCUUGCUGAGCUGAAGAAGAAGAGGGAGCAAGGCAGGCGUGACACGCAGGAGCAGGUGGCAGAGGAGGACAGGCGCGCAAAGCUGCCGAAGAACUACGAAGCACGCAAAGCCCGCGCAGAGUGGAAACUGGAGGAUGAUCGCAAGCGCAAGGAAGCGGAGGAGAAAGGACUGGACUACGAUCGCGUGCGUGCCAUGAGCAUGACCGUGGAGGACGCAAAACAGUUCUCAAAGAAGCGCUCCAAGAAGCCAAACAUGGCUGCUGAACGCAUCGCCACAAAGGCCGAAAGUACGCGGCAAUAUGAGCGCUUGACAAAGCAGCUGAAGCCGACAGUGUCGGAAGACGUUGCCACAGAGGAGGCCGAUGAGCUUGAGCCCUUCAAGAAACCGCGCAAGGAGGCCGUUGACGCACUGGUCACCGAUGUCGAGGCACAAAUCGAGAAGAAGAAGAAGUUCAGGAGGCGGCGUGCAGUGUACAAGCACGGUGACAUCGACUACAUCAACGAAAAGAACCGCGUGUACAACGAAAAGUUGGAGAAGUACUACGGGAAAUACAGCAAAGACAUCAAGGACAGCUUCGAACGCGGCACAGCCCUGUAG
This is a messenger RNA of Salpingoeca rosetta, 627 nucleotides long. RefSeq lists its product as uncharacterized. The record is from RefSeq and is a predicted model, not a curated record. Gene Ontology annotation, cellular component: Prp19 complex; post-mRNA release spliceosomal complex; catalytic step 2 spliceosome. Lineage: Eukaryota; Choanoflagellata; Craspedida; Salpingoecidae. The transcript has 5 exons. The coding region runs from base 1 to 627 and encodes 208 amino acids.